Molecule: messenger RNA, 2500 nt
Organism: Cygnus atratus (black swan)
Lineage: Eukaryota; Metazoa; Chordata; Aves; Anseriformes; Anatidae
Gene: GALNTL6
Product: polypeptide N-acetylgalactosaminyltransferase like 6
Exons: 12
Coding region: 1-1806 (601 amino acids)
Cellular component (GO): Golgi apparatus
Source: RefSeq, a predicted model, not a curated record
AUGAAGAGGAAACAGAAGCGGUUUCUGCAAAUGACGCUGCUCUUCAGCGCGGCUCUCAUUUUCCUGCCCGACAUCGGCCUCUGGGCUCUCUACAAGGAGAAGCACCUGGUGAAGCCCGCCGAGCCCGCCGAGCCGCAGACAGUUCCUUUGGGGCUGGGAGAUGGACAGCUGUUCACCUGGACUGAUGGCUUGAAAAGGAAGGACUGGCAUGAUUAUGAAAGUAUUCAAAAAGAUGCCAUGCGUUCAGGGAAAGGUGAACAUGGAAAACCGUACCCUCUCACAGAGGAAGACCAUGAUGAUUCUGCUUAUAGGGAAAAUGGCUUCAACAUAUUUGUUAGCAACAAUAUAGCACUGGAGCGAUCCCUGCCAGACAUCCGACAUCCUAACUGUAAGCACAAGGUGUACUUGGAAAAGCUACCAAAUACUAGCAUAAUUAUCCCAUUUCAUAAUGAAGGAUGGACUUCACUCUUGCGAACAAUACACAGUAUUAUCAACCGCACUCCAGACAGCCUGAUAGCAGAAAUCAUUCUUGUGGAUGACUUCAGUGACAGAGAACAUUUAAAAGAGAAGCUGGAGGAAUACAUGGUCCGUUUUGCCAAAGUGAGGAUUGUACGUACCAAGAAACGAGAAGGGCUCAUUCGGACCAGACUGCUAGGAGCCUCGCUGGCUAGAGGAGAAGUCUUGACAUUUCUGGAUUCCCAUUGCGAAGUCAACGUGAAUUGGCUGCCUCCCUUGCUUAACCAGAUUGCACUAAACCACAAAACCAUCGUGUGUCCUAUGAUCGAUGUCAUUGACCACAAUCACUUUGGCUACGAGGCACAGGCGGGGGAUGCCAUGCGAGGAGCUUUUGACUGGGAAAUGUACUACAAAAGAAUCCCGAUUCCUCCAGAGCUCCAGAGAGCUGAUCCCAGCGACCCCUUUGAGUCUCCUGUGAUGGCUGGAGGUCUAUUUGCUGUUAACCGAAAAUGGUUUUGGGAGCUGGGAGGCUAUGAUCCAGGAUUAGAAAUAUGGGGAGGAGAGCAGUAUGAAAUCUCUUUUAAGGUGUGGAUGUGUGGAGGUGGCAUGUUUGAUGUUCCAUGCUCUAGAGUUGGGCAUAUCUACAGGAAGUAUGUCCCUUAUAAAGUCCCUUCUGGAACCAGCCUAGCACGCAACCUGAAGCGUGUGGCAGAGACAUGGAUGGAUGAGUUUGCAGAGUACAUUUACCAGCGACGGCCUGAGUACAGACAUCUCUCAACUGGUGAUAUCUCUGCCCAGAAGGAACUGCGCAAGCACCUUAAAUGUAAAGAUUUCAAGUGGUUCAUGGCUGCAGUGGCUUGGGAUGUCCCCAAAUAUUACCCUCCUGUGGAGCCUCUACCUGCUGCCUGGGGGGAGAUUCGAAACGUAGCAGCCAAUCUCUGCGUGGACAGUAAACAUGGAGCCACGGGGACUGAGCUGAGGCUGGACAUUUGUGUGAAGGAUGGCUCAGAACGGACAUGGUCGCAUGAACAGCUCUUCACCUUCGGCUGGAGAGAAGACAUCCGCCCUGGGGAGCCACUUCACACCAGGAAGUUCUGCUUUGACGCCAUCUCGCACAGUAGCCCUGUCACACUGUAUGACUGUCACGGGAUGAAGGGAAACCAGCACUGGAGCUAUAGGAAGGACAAAACUUUGUUCCAUCCGGUAAGCAGCAGCUGCAUAGAUUGCAACCCAGCUGAAAAGAAGAUUUUCAUGAACAGAUGUGAUCCUUUAUCUGAAACUCAACAGUGGAUUUUUGAACAUAUUAAUACAACUGUUUUAGAAAAAUUUAACAGCAAGGCCAGUUCCUAGGGAAAAAAAAAUGAACACACCCAGUUACAUACAGCCUGCAGACUACAUUUUCGCCAGCAUCUGGGUCAAAGGAGUCAGGAAUUAAAUUUCCUAGAUCCAGGAAGUCUGUCCUGAGGAUUAAGAAAAUGCCACAGCAAGAGCCAGCAGGCUGUCCUUGUGGAUGUACAGUAUCUGAAGAACUUGGCUAGGAGCCUCACCGGAUGCUGCUGAGAACUUCAGGCUGAAAACUCCCUUGCUGGUCAAGGGAAAACUUUGUUUAAGAACUGUUUAAAAGUACUCCAAGUUAAUAAAGUAAAACAAAACUCUAGAGUUUCUCAGGUCAAGUCCUGCCGUAGUGAGUAGUUCAGAACAGAUGGUAUAAUUCGGGAUGGGUAUAUGGUGUGCAUGACGGCUACAGGAACCUGAAGAAAUCCCAGGUUUUAGAACUAAACAUGCUGGUGGAAGAAUAAUGAUGUCCCAGCACUCCCCAGACAAGAUAUAUGCUCUGUUGAUAUUCCCUUAAUAAAAGGUUGGGUUAAGCAGGUUUAACCCUCAGAACUGCUGCAAUUAAUUUUAAAUACCUCCCUUUUACAUUCCAUUCAUUACCAAAAUAGGAAUGGUAGAAAUCUUAGGGUCUAGAAUAACACUGUAGUGAAGCAUGAAAUAAACUGUAAGAUUUUGUCCUCAUAUUUCUCCCCUUCAGUUGGGGAAAAAA